Molecule: messenger RNA, 1561 nt
Organism: Dryobates pubescens (Downy woodpecker)
Lineage: Eukaryota; Metazoa; Chordata; Aves; Piciformes; Picidae
Gene: AIF1L
Product: allograft inflammatory factor 1 like
Exons: 5
Coding region: 53-490 (145 amino acids)
Biological process (GO): actin filament bundle assembly; ruffle assembly
Cellular component (GO): ruffle membrane; actin filament
Molecular function (GO): calcium ion binding; actin filament binding
Source: RefSeq, a predicted model, not a curated record
CCGGCCCGGCCCUACUUAAGGCGGCGGCGGGCACCGGAGGGGGUUCGGUGCGAUGGCGGCUCCGCGCCGGCCGAGCGGCGGGGGGCUGCGGCGGGCCCCGCAGGACGGGCGGCUGGAGGAGAUCAACAAGGAAUUUCUCUGUGACCCCAAGUUCAGUGAUGAAGAAGAUCUGGAGGAGAAGCUGGCAGUGUUCAAAGAGAAGUACAUGGAGUUUGACCUGAACAACCAAGGAGAGAUCGACCUGAUGUCAGUCAAAAGGAUGAUGGAGAAGAUGGGAGCUCCAAAGACCCACCUGGAGCUGAAGAAGAUGAUCUCAGAGGUGACUGGAGGGGUCAGUGAGACCAUCUCGUACCAGGACUUCGUCAACGUGAUGCUGGGGAAACGCUCUGCAGUGCUCAAGCUGGUGAUGAUGUUUGAAGGCAAAGCCAAUGAAAGCAACCCAAAACCUUCUGGGCCACCUCCAGAGAGAGACAUCUCCAGCCUGCCCUGAGCAAGCCAGGCUGAGCCCCUGGCACAGUUUGCUUUGCUGGCCUGCAAGGGAGGUUUCCUGUGCUUUGUUACUCCUCACUGUGGACUGUCCCAGUUCUCAACUAACCUGCCUUAGAGGAACACCAAGGGAAGCUGGAGCCCCCCCAGCUUGUGUCUUUCUGCUGCAUCCUUAGCUGACUUCAUUUGUUAGACAGAAGCUGUAGCACUGAUUGCAAUGAGACCCAAAGCAGUGAUCCUGUGACCCUGCUCUCUCCUCUGCCUCUCCUGCACUUCCCAGGCCAGGAGCUACUUUCCUCCCUGUGCCUGUCACAACAGCUUCCUCAAGGGCCUUGCUGCCAGCCACUGAGUGUUUCUAUGGCCAAGCCCCUGACAGCAGCUUCCUGGGUGCAGCCAAACAAGUGCCUUCUCUGCUCUGCCCUGCACUUCCCCUCCUGACCUCACCAAAACACCAGCUGGGCUCCCAGCUCUGGUUGUGCUAGGUGAACAUGGGCUGGGGUGCAUGGAGAGAGCUCUGCCUGCAGGAGCUGAGUGUGGAGGUGAAUGUGGCUGCCUGCAGGGACAGCUCUGCCUGCUCCCUGGGGGCAUCCUGCAGCCAGACCUUGCUGGCUCCAACGACAUCCUCUGCAAGUGAGGAUGGUUAAAACCACCUUGGGUGGUUAAAGUCACCUUAGGGGCCCCUGUUCCUGAUAAAUCUCUACCUGGAUCCAAUGAGGUCCCUUCCAACCCUGACAACUCUCUGACUCAACUGAGCCCUGCCAGAGCAGUUUGCAGAGGAUCUGUCCUCACACAGCUGCUCUGCCCCUCUGAGUUCUGCAGCCCCCCUGGAGUGUUUCAGAGCAGUCCCCUGGGGCUGUUGAGGUUUCCCUGCUGGAGAAGCCCUCAACUCUGCCACAGGAGCAUGGCCCUGAGCAUGGAGUGUGAGCUGGGAUCCAGCUGCAGCCAGAGCUGUGCUCUCCACACUCUCACUGUGGUGAUUCUUGCUCCACACACCCUUUCUGGAACCCAGAUGUUUGCUCUUUGCCCUUGCCCUGCUCUUUUUCUUUAAUCUUCUUGACAGCUUUUAACUUUUUUU